Molecule: messenger RNA, 2646 nt
Organism: Psammomys obesus (fat sand rat)
Lineage: Eukaryota; Metazoa; Chordata; Mammalia; Rodentia; Muridae
Gene: Srd5a2
Product: steroid 5 alpha-reductase 2
Exons: 5
Coding region: 47-799 (250 amino acids)
Biological process (GO): steroid biosynthetic process
Cellular component (GO): membrane
Molecular function (GO): 3-oxo-5-alpha-steroid 4-dehydrogenase activity
Source: RefSeq, a predicted model, not a curated record
CUCUCCUCCACGCGGGCGGCAGCCACCAGCUGUGAACACAGCCAAGAUGCGGAUGUGCCAUCAGGUCCCGGUGCUGGCAGGUAGCGUUACUUUGGCCACCAUGGGCAUCCUGACCCUGUUCAUACAGGAACCCUCCAGUUACGGGAAACACCUCAGGAACACCGUUCCCUUCCUGCCCGCGCGCGUCGCCUGGUUCCUGCAGGAGCUGCCUGCCUUCGUGGUGUCGGUAGGGAUGCUGGCUUGGCAGCCCCGCUCCCUCUUCGGACCGCCGGGGAACGUGCUGCUGGGUCUCUUCUGCAUACAUUACUUCCACAGGACAUUUAUUUACUCUUUGCUCACCAAAGGGAGGCCUUUUCCAGCACUGAUCUUUUUGAGGGCGGUUGCCUUCUGCAUAGGGAAUGGAGUCCUUCAAGCCUACUACCUGAUUUACUGCGCGGAAUACCCGGAGGAGUGGUACACAGAUGUUCGGUUUUGCUUCGGUGUCUUCCUGUUUGUUUUGGGAAUGGGAAUCAACAUCCACAGUGACCACGUGCUGCGCCAGCUUAGGAAGUCUGGAGAAGUCACCUACAAGAUUCCACAAGGUGGCUUGUUUACCUAUGUCUCCGGAGCCAACUACCUGGGUGAGAUCAUUGAGUGGAUGGGCUAUGCCUUGGCUGCUUGGUCCGUUCCAGCCCUGGCUUUUGCAUUUUUCUCACUUUGUUUCCUUGGGAUGCGAGCUUUUAGCCACCACAGGUUCUACCUCAAGAUGUUUAAGGAUUACCCCAAAUCUAGGAAAGCCCUUAUUCCAUUCAUCUUGUAAAGAACCCCAAUUUUAGGGAGCAAAGCUUCUAUGGGGAAACUUACCCAGUUGCUGAAACCCUAAACUGUAAACUUUCACUGAACAGUGUACUGCUCACACGUAUACAUAUGAGGACAUAUGUGUUAAUAGGUCUCUCGUUACUCCAGUUGCCUGAGGCAUGCUGAACCAUGUCUGCUUAACCUUUACUCCUGCUUGCCCAUGAAGCUCUAACCCAAUUUCCUCCUGGAGCUUCACAGGGGCCAUUUUCUCAUUAGCUAUCCCUUCUAGAAGCUUCCCCAUUUUCCAUAUAUAUAUAUUUUUUUUAUUGUAUGAUCUGAAGACAUGUGACUUUUUUUCUUACUCUGUGGCGGUUUUGGGAAGUUCUGCAGUCAAAAACCUUUGGGCUGACAUAACGAAAAAUGAAAUCAUUAUAUUUGCAGGAAAGUGAAGGGAACUGGAAAUUAUAUUAAGCAACAUAACCCCACCUCAGAAAGACAAAUAUUGCAAGAUUUUCUCAUAUGCAGAUCCUAGAUUUUAAUUUAUAUAGAUGUAUGUAUGUAUGUAUCUGUUUAUGUAUGUAUGUAUGUUCAUUAAAUUAGAAAGAAGAUUAUGAGAAGGGGAAAAGAUCUUGUGGGGAGGAGAAAAGGAGGAAAAGAGAAUAUAUGUGGCAUGAAAGCAGAGAAAGGAGGCUAUUGCAGAGAGGAGGGGGACUAGCAGGAAAGACGUAGGAGAACAGGGGAGGAGAGAAAGGGAGGACAGUCUGCAAAAAUAAAUUAUGUAUGAAAAUGCCAUAAUGAAACCUAUCAUUUUGUAUGCUGGUUUUGAAAAACCAGCCAACCAACAAGCCAACCAGCCAAUCAUCAAGCCAAGCCAACCAACCAGCCAACCAACCAACCAACCAACCAACCAACCAACCAACCAACCAACCAAGCAACCAAAAAAGCAGUCUGGGCUGAGCGCAGUCUAUGUAAUUAAAAGCAUGCCUUUUGUAUGCCCGCAGAACGGCAGCUAUUUACAUUUUUAAGCACCAUAGACCAGAGCCUAACUGAAAGCCUAGUCACAUCUUCCUCUUCGUUAAUUAGGAAGAUACGAAAAAGAAGAACUUUAUAGCGGAAUUCUUUCCUCUGACCCAAGUCCAAAUGUAUACAGUGUCUUAGUCAAAGAACACCUCAUCUCCCAGGAGAUUUCGAAAAUGAAGCUAUCACAGCUUCAUCCACAACACUGAUAGGAAUUUUCUUGAUGGUCACGUUUAUUCACAAAGAAAAAGAUACAGCCAUCAGUCGCUCCUGGGAGAAUAAAGAAAUGCAUUGUGACAGACACUGUAAACUCAUAUUUUUGGGAACUGAUGGGGCUAUCCAAAUACCAGGGAUACAUCAAGUAUGAGAAAUUCAUGCACAAUACAGUAGAAUAUUCACCUUGAAGAGAUGUCUAUGAUAAUGGGAAGGGUAUCAGAAGUCCAGAGCAAGUUUCUGCUGGAAUUUGACCCUCAAGACAUAUUUUGGAAGACGUGUCUCAAUAGUAGCUUGAAUGUCAGCCCCUGGGUCCCAAUGACAGAAAAGGAGAUCUGUCCACAGAUGUUCUUCUGGGCAGAGAACCGAUUCCAUUCAAGUUGGACAGGGUUUCAUGCAUUGUUUAAUUUUAUCUUGCAUUUCAAAUUGUAAAAAUUAGGAGGUUUUCAUAUAAACUAAAACUCUUGGCAUUCCUUUAAAACAGUGGUUCUCAACCUCCCUAAUGCUGUGGCCCUUUAAUAUAGUUCUUCAUGUUGUGGUGACCCCCAACCAGAAAAUUAUUUUUGUUGCUAUUCCAUAACUGUAAUUUUGCUAUGUUAUAAAUCAUAAAAUAAACAUCUGUGUUUUCUGAUGGUCUUA